Molecule: messenger RNA, 5037 nt
Organism: Aaosphaeria arxii CBS 175.79
Lineage: Eukaryota; Fungi; Ascomycota; Dothideomycetes; Pleosporales
Product: ATP-dependent DNA helicase
Exons: 2
Coding region: 229-4812 (1527 amino acids)
Biological process (GO): protein polyubiquitination; DNA damage response
Cellular component (GO): nucleus
Molecular function (GO): ATP binding; ATP-dependent chromatin remodeler activity; ubiquitin protein ligase activity
Source: RefSeq, a predicted model, not a curated record
GAUGAACCAUUCCCGGACUUAGCGACAUAAGGACCCACGCACCCACGUCCCUUAGAUGCCUAACCAGCUAGCGCGGAGUGAACCAUGUCUGUGGAAUCUUUAUCGAUAGGCUGCCGGCAUUAGCGUCUUGGUAUUGCGAACGCAUUCGAGUUGGGUCGCGUCGUCCCAAGGUCUCUCUCUCCGCCACCAGUCACUACAUUUCUCCCAUCUUUCACCUCGAUUUGCGCUAUGGCGACCGUACACGUAGUAGCGGACGUUAAAAGCGCUCAUGCGCAUGAUGCUGCCAUAAAAUAUCUAGCUCCGAAUCAUGGGCCUUCAUUUGGUCGUAGAGAGCGCCCAUUAGAGGAGUGGAACCUGGCUGGCCCAGAUAUUUCGACUUUACCGGAUCCUCUAACGACCAUAUGGAAAUGUCUCGCCCCGAAUGGAUCAGAACAAAGCACAAGUGGAAAUCAGCCGCCGCCCAAAAGAAGGAAAUCGAAUAAUGGUGGCAGUGUCGGGUUGCAAUCUGUUGACGAUUUUGAUGAAUCGCGGAGCGUGGUUCUUGCGAGAGUAUCUAUUGAUCUGAAAUUUCCAGCUGCAACUCUCACACCGAAAAGCUCACCAACAUCCACGAAUACCCCCCCGCAAUCGCUCGCUGUCACGUUUGAACAAUUCUCUCAACUUUCCGAGCAUGAGUUUCGAUUUACAAUAUGGAACCCCGAGAACCCGAGAACCGGAAUCGAUCUCAUUGCCACGACCGCCCAGUCCAUUACCCCCGCACAGUCGCACCUCAAGACCAUUGGACGGGACCAGUGCACAACAGAGAAUGGAAGGAAGCGUGUCGUAAAACUUGGCGCAAGUUUUAGUAGAUGUGUGGUCAGGCAUACGAAUAGUGGCAAUCUAAGACUGGAUGCUGAACUUCGAUAUCUGGUCGGGUUCCCCAUCGUGGAGAGCAUGCCCGCAUCCAGCUCUGUGGUCAAAAAGGACACAGAGUAUUUACAAAGAUAUCUUCCCGAUCCGUCUGGAGAAGUUACAAAACCAUGGCAAUUAUCCGACUUUUAUGAUGCGGUUCAUGUUCCGCCGCAAGACCUAGAGGUUUCACCACAUAUCGACAAGAGUCUUUUAGAGACACCGUUAUUCCCUUUUCAGCAGCGAGCAGUAGAUUGGUUACUACGACGUGAAGGCGUGGCCUUCGGAUCACAGGGACUUCAGCCAUUGGGGAUCCCACCUCCACCACCAGUUUCAUUUCGAUCCAUCCAGGAUGCUGAUGGUAAGGAUUGCUGCGUUUCGGACGCUCGGGGCCUUAUUGUUCGGGAUACUGGAUCAGUCAGUGAUGGAUCUGUUUCUAUUAAGGGAGGUAUAUUGGCCGAAGAAAUGGGUUUGGGCAAGACCGUGGAAAUGAUCGCACUAAUAAGCCAUCACAAGCGCCUUAUCCAAGAGGAAAACGUUUUCGAUUCCUAUACUGGAACGACUGUGAAGGCAUCAGGAUCAACACUGAUAAUUACACCGCCCUCAAUUCUGCAUCAGUGGAAAAAGGAGAUUAACUCUCAUGCUCCAGAGCUCAAGGUCUUGCAUUACCAAGGCCUACCAGCUGCGACUGCGCCGCGAAAGGAACAUGCAAAAGCCACUGUGGAGUAUUUGAUGGAGUUCGAUAUAAUUUUGACUACGUAUGCCGUACUUUCUCGAGAAGUCCAUUUUGCGAAGCCUCCCCCUGACCGGUCGCUUCGUACUGAAAAGCGACAUCCCGCAAGGAGAAGUCCUCUGGUAGAGAUAUCUUGGUGGCGUGUCUGCCUAGAUGAGGCGCAGAUGGUAGAAAGUGGAGUAAGUCAGGCAGCCACUGUGGCACGUCUUAUUCCGAGGUGCAAUGCAUGGGCAGUAUCUGGAACUCCACUAGCCAAGAACAUUCACGAUCUUCGUGGUCUGCUCAUGUUCUUACGCUACGAACCGUUCGCCAGUCACAAAGGUGUUUGGGACCGGCUUGAUCAGAAUUCCUUUCAAACACUGUUCAACCAAAUUACCCUGCGCCAUUCCAAGGAUAGGAUCCGAGAUGAACUACGCCUGCCUCCUCAGAAGCGUGUUGUCAUAACCAUGCCUUUCACUGCAAUCGAAGAGCAGAACUACUCAGAAAUGAUCCGACACAUGUGUGACACUUGUGGCCUAUCACCAGAGGGAAAUCCAACAUCCGACGAUUAUGACCCCGCUGAUCCAGAGAUCCUCGAGCGCAUGCGCGAUUGGCUUGUCAGAUUGCGUCAAACAUGUCUGCAUGCGCAUGUAGGUAGGAAGAAUAGGAAAGCACUAGGAGCUAAAAACGGUCCCCUUCGAACGGUUCACGAAGUUCUCGAAGUUAUGAUCGAGCAGAACGACACCAACUUGAAAGCCGAGGCUAGAGAGUACAUUCUUGCGCGGAUGCGGAGCGGCCACGUGAAGGGAAAUGCAAAAGACAAUGAGCAGCGAAGCGAGACUGCGUUGCCGUAUUACGAGCAUGCCCUCGCAGACGCCGAGAAUUAUGUCGCGAUUUGUCGAAGCGAACUUGCCGUGGAGAAGGAAAAACUCGGUGCAACUAUCGACGAAGAGCUUGAAGCAGGUGAGGAUGAUGCAGACGAAAAGAAUUUGGGACGUCUGCCAACCAUCCGAAAAUCGCUCCGUUCGUUCCUGGAGCUUGAACAUGCUUGUCGAUUCUUCAUUGGCACGAGUUAUUAUCAGAAAAAGAUCAAUGAAAAUCUGACUAAGCCUGACUCCGAGAACUUUCAUGUACUGGAAAAGCUCGAGGUGGAGUGGUACGACAAAGCAAAGGUCAUUCGACGCGAGCUUCUUCGCGACUCAGAGAGAAGGGCACAGCAACAUAUGAAGAGAAUUACCCUGCGUAAGCCCUUCCAACAACUUCCCGAAGUGAAAGACUUGGAAGACCUCGGAGGAAUCGAGAGUCGAAAGAUCCUUGACACGAUGGAUAGCAUCUCCGACCUUCUCAAUGCACAGGCCAAACAACUAAAGACGUGGCGUCAAAAGGUAGUGGAUAUAUUACUGAUGCCCCUUGUGGACGAGGAUGAAGAGGGCAAGGAGACGACGGGUGAAGAAUAUGAAGACUCUACCAAAGUUCAGGAUGAGCUUUAUGUCUACAUCAUGGCUCUGCGAACACUUAUAGCAGACCGAAGUACCAUGGUGAACGGGCUUAAUGAUAUCCUUGUGGACCAUGAGCUGAAAAUGGCGGAGGCAGCCGCACGAAGUACCGAAGAACCCAGGGGGCACGCUCCAGAGCUUGUGCUCGAGGUAGUCAAGAUCCGGAGCGAACUCAAGCCGACAGCUAUCGUGGGAUCUCUGAAAGGCGUCAUCUCAGGAGUGCGCUCGCUAAUCACGAGCCUCCAAUGGCGGGCAGAUGGUGGGGACACCGGAGCAGCCGCUGAGCUUGCGGUUGCCCAGAAGCAGUUCACGGAGAUUCAAAGAAUCUCCAAUGAGCAGACAGAAGCAAUCAAGGAACUCGAGAAAGAACAGGACCUGUUCCGUGGAGCCAUGAACCAGCGACUGGAAUUUUACCGCCAACUCCAGCACAUCUCUGAUACCGUAGCACCGUGGAAAGAAGACCUUGAUCCAGUGUUCGACGUCAUCAGCUUCAGACAGCUGCAGAAGAAACAGGCAGAUUGUAGUUCUCGGCUCAAUGGGUACAAAACCAAACACAAUUAUCUGACGAAUUUGCGCCAAGAGAACGAACAGGAAGAUGUCAAGCACGAAUGCAUCAUCUGCCAGGACAACUUCGAGAUUGGAGUGCUUACUUCAUGUGGACACAAGUAUUGCAAGGAGUGCAUCAAUCAGUGGUGGCACCAGCAUCGCAGCUGCCCCCUGUGCAAGAUGAGGCUGCGAACGAGAGACUUCAAGGACAUCAACUUCAAACCAAGCGAGAUCAAAGCGCAGGAAGAAAACCAUGGCCAGAUCCUUUCCCCUCAAGGCUCGUCACCAGGCUCGUCCAGCUCAUCCAUAUAUUCCGACAUCAGCGAUUCCGUAAUGAAGGAGAUCAAAACGAUCGACCUGAGCGGUUCAUACGGCACCAAAGUCGACAUGAUCGCGCGCCACCUCAUCUGGAUCCGCAACAACGACCCAGGCGCGAAGUCCAUCGUCUUCUCCCAGUUCGGCGACUUCCUAGAAGUGCUCCGCGAGGCGCUGAAGACGUGGAAGAUCGGCGCGACCAGCAUCCGCGACAAGAACGGCAUCGACAACUUCCUCGCCGACCCAGCCGUCGAGUGCUUCCUCCUCGACGCAAAGUCCGACUCGUCGGGCCUCAACCUCGUCAACGCUACCUACGUCUUCCUGUGCGAGCCGCUCAUCAACCCGGCCAUCGAGUUGCAGGCCAUCGCGCGUGUGCAUCGAAUCGGCCAGCGUCGCCCGACCACCGUGUUCAUGUACCUUGUUAGUGACACGGUAGAGGAGGCCAUCUACGACAUAUCUGUCGGACGCCGCCUAGAGCACAUGGGCAAGUCUUCAGCGUCGACAUCAGGCAGCGCGACGCCGAUACUACAAGAAAAGACGCUCGACGCUGCGAAUUCACUCGAACUAGAGGCAGCGCCCGUGAAGCAGUUGCUACGGAAGAAGGGCGACGGAGAAGUCGUGCAAGCAGAAGACCUAUGGAACUGUCUGUUCGGAAAGCCCAGGAGGAAGCAGCAGCAACAGCAGCGCGUGCUCCUAGACCGCGAGGUUAGUCGCCAUCUGCGUGCCGACGCCGCGGAAGGACGAGCAGAAGCCGCCUCCGCCCAGGCGGACGAUCUGUCGAUACAGACAGUCCGUACCCUUGGGGUUGACAAUCCCUCAGGUGCCACGGAGGCGUGUCCAUCGCGACAAGAAUAGCGCGCAUGGAGCUAGCGCGUGUUGGGAUCUGGCAGUCGAGAUGUUGAUGCACGGCAUUUAGCAGAAACACAAUGAUACGGAGUUAAUGUACACGGACAUCGGAUAUAGAUACCCCCUCCAGAUUUAACUACGAGACGCGAAGGAGCGUUUUGGGCUAAUGUUUGGAUGAUGAAUUGGAUCGCUGCGUCGGAACUUAGUCGGGGGACCAAUCAUGAAUCAAUCAAU